Messenger RNA from Anopheles merus, 5645 nucleotides. RefSeq lists its product as uncharacterized. The transcript is spliced from 16 exons. NCBI's taxonomy places the organism in Eukaryota, Metazoa, Arthropoda, Insecta, Diptera, Culicidae. The record is from RefSeq and is a predicted model, not a curated record. The coding region runs from base 1245 to 3764 and encodes 839 amino acids.
UGCGAUAGCUAUAGCUCUAUUCCAAAACAACCCCUUUCUGCUGCAUAUGUAUGAGAACAGAACGAAAGUGUCGGGACGAAGUGUAGAAGCACCACGUACCACGGGCAAAAUAGAACGUGCUACAAAUAUGUGUGUCUGUGUGUGUUUGUAUCUGCGGUGUGUGUGGAAAAAUGUGGUUGAAAAUAUAGAAGGAAAAUUCGUUGAUCAAAAGCAGAUAUGCUUCGCGUCCCGCAGAUUCGAAGAACGUGCGGAAAGAAGGGUUGCUUGUGAAUGUGCCAUUUAAAAAAAAACAACAACACAGUGCUGUGAAGAUGAAGCAGCAACACAACAGUGGGCAACAAGGGAGUGAGGAUGGGAGGGUGAAAAUGCAUAAUUUUCUCACCCUUGAGCUUGGAUCAUUUUCGGCGAUUUUGGGUACUUGGAUGAGACGGCAAAGCUCGUCAGACACACACAUACACUACGAGCCAAAAAAAUACACACGAAAAAUCACGGCCUGCUGCUGCUGCCACUAGAAAAAGACCGUUGCGCGCGUAUCCGUAAUAGCGUUUGUCGAAGUGUGCUGUGCGCCGUGCUUUUUCGCUUUCUUCGUGCCAAAUUCAGUACGUGUGCGGAGGGGUUGUGCCGAUUGCGCGCGGGGGUUGGUUUGGUGUGGCGCGAGCAAAGUGUGUAAAAAUAAAAACGUGUCAAAGCGCGCUGCUUAAAAAAAAAGAAACAACCAACCCGCACACUGGUGUGGAUCUCCGCGCGUGUAUUUUAGUGUACCUUGGGCGGCUGUGGCACGGACGACUCAAAGCCCCCGGACGGAUGGUGUGGUUGAAUGCGCGAAACAGAGCGACAACGAUGGGUCACCAACGGAAGAAGAAGAAGAAGAAUGUGAUUAGGGGGAGCGGAAGUGGGGGGUUCGUUUUAUAGAAUACGUUACCGGAGCGGAGCAUGCAUGUUGAAGUGUUGAAGCCGACGGUCACUACCGGUUGCGUACUCGGUGUUGCGGAAGGUCUUCAUGGCGCGACGUACAAUCCGGAUGAAACAGCUGAUUUUCUUUUACUGCCUAAUAUGGAUCCGGGGAGUCGGGGACUUGAUCCAACUAUGGCGAUAACGGGGAGGGGGUGCUUGCUGUUUACAUUGUCCUCCGUUCGCUUGCUAUGGAGCGACUAUCAAGGAAGCACAAUCAUGCGUGCGUUCUGACAGCUGUCAAUUAGUUUAGUGGUUUGCAAGCGCUAAGUGUCGGAGCCGGUGACCUCACGAUGGAUACGUUCGUAAUGCUACUGUUCGCGCUGAUUGUGGUAGUGAUUUCGCUCGUGUUUGCGACCAAACUGAUCUACGACAAGUACGUACUGAAGAAGGGUGCUACGGCGACCGGUGGGACGGCUGACGGUGUCGGUACUGCUGCCACCGUGCCGGCCGGUACUGCGACACCGCUCGUGUCCGCCGGUGUGACUGCUGGGACGCGCGUCUCCGAACCGAAGGAGGUGCUCAGCAAGAAGGAGGCCAUUCUGUCCCAAGUUCGUAAUGGAGGCAGCGGUGGCAUGGGAGGUGGCGGUGGUGGUGCCAGAGGUGGUGGCGGCUUCGGUGGAGGAGCGAUGGGUGCCGCCAGCGGUCCCAUGAUCGCUCGCAAACGCAUUUCCCGCAUGAGUCCCGGUCCCGAGGCGCAAAAGAAGCGUCCGGUAAUACCACCUUCCAACAUUAAUGGCACUGAUCCGCAAAUCACGCAAUGGGCAAUCCAUCUGUUCCGCUGGCUGUACUCCGACCUGGUGGUGGUGAACAAGCUGCUCCAGGAUUGGGUGGCCACCGUCAACACGGCACUGCUGACGCACGUCGAGCAGCACGAAAUGAUAGUGGAGGUGGUGCGCGUCCUGCCGGAAAGUUUGCCCCCCAACAUGUCGAGCAUACUGUGCGAACCGACCGAUCAACCGAACGAGGUCGAGCUGCUGUUCGACGUCGACGCUACGCCCGUGCUGCAGAUCAAGGCAUUCAAGUCGAGCAAUCAAAAGACGGAAGUGUCCCACUACAAGGCAACGGUGGCCCGGCUGAAGUCACGCGUCAGCGUUAUCGUGAACUAUUUCGCACUGAAGGGAGAGAUGAAGCUGGAAGGAUAUCCUGAUAUCAAGAUCCAUCUGAACAGCAUUGGACCGUUGAAGACGGCUAACGCACAGGACGAGAAGAAGCAGAUCGAUCUCAUUACGGAGCUGCUCAUUGGUUCGAUGCGUGAUGUGGUGUACCCAGUUGACUUCUCCAUCUACUCCACCUGUCCGCGAAUAAUGGGCGAAGAGUCGGAGGAAGUCACCUCCGAUUAUGGCUACGGCGGUUACAGUGAUGGAUAUCGUGGCUAUCAGGAUGAUGCGUACGGUACCGGACUGUCGGCAUCCCCAAGGAAACUACUAGUCAAAGUGCUGAAGGCAGAAGGGCUGUUGAAGUGCUCACAGCCUUUCUGUGUGAUCGAGAUGGACGAACCGGCCCAAAAGCACCAGUCCGCCUCCAAGCUUGGCCAAAGCCCGUACUGGGAUGAAACCUUCCUGUUCGAUCUGUCGAACCACUCUACCGAACUCCUGUUCGAGGUGUACGAUACUGUAGCAGUAGCUGGUGGCCAAAAGUUCCUUGGACUGGGUCUGGUAGGAAUCGACGAGCUUGCCAGUGGUCCAGCCACAACACAAAUCCUGGAAUUGCAACCGCGACCUUACGAAACGGAAACCAUUACCGGUUCCUUAACGGUUGAGUUUGUCUUCAUCGAUUCACCACCGGUCCCGGCAGCCCGAAGACAGUACACCCAGCAGUCCUUCCACGCGAACGGAAUGUCCAACUUUGCCCGAGAUGCCGUCACGAGUACGCCCGGUCCGGGAAGUCCGGGCAAGACCGCAGCUAACCAGGCGAUGGUCAACGGAUCGCAGAGUAGCUCCCCGAUGUCACCUUCCUCACCGUCCAAGCAGCUGUCGAACAAGGCGCAGGCGAUGGCAGAGCGUAACCAACGGUUCCAGGCAGCCGAAGCUAACCGGAUGAACAAUUCCUUCCUCAAGCCGACCGCAACGGGUCAGCUGAACUCUCUCAACGGCAUGGGCAAAUCUGAAUCCACACCGGCAUCGCCGGCCCUCUCCUCCACCUCUGCCACCUCCCAGUCCAUGACGGCUAGCCUGAGCAACAGUGCGCCGGUGAGUGUAAACUCGGCGCCACCCGUGAAGAAGCCGCGCAACAUCUUCGGCACACUGCGCAACAAGCUGACGCCCUCGAAGAAGUCGAAAUCGCUGGACGUGCCCCAGUACAGCCCGACCACGCCCGGAGGUAACGUGCGGAGCGCAUCGUCAACGCUCAGUCGAGGAUCAUCGAUCGAUCAAAGAUCGAACAUUUUCCGCAACCUGUCACGCAAGUCGUCCAUCUCGGAGUCGUCCGCCAUCUCGGGUCUGUCGACGGGCAGCGGGCGAACGUACGUGCACGAGGAGUCGACGCUGCUGCUCGAAACGACCGAGAACAACGUGGUGCGCCACUAUCUCGUGCCGCUCGAGGUGGCCACCAAGCAGAAGAACUGGAAGCGCAAGGGUACCAAGCUGCACAUCUACAACGAUCACACGUUCGUGGCGAAACACAUCCCAGGUGGCAUCCUGUGCUUUGUCUGCAACCGCAGCAUACCGAGGCGCCCGGGCAAGCAGGGCUACGAGUGUCGGGACUGUGCGAUCCAGUGCCACAAGCCGUGCCACGUGCGGGCUCCCCAGGCCUGCCCGAACCCGAAAAUACUGUCCAUGCAGCUGUCUUCACUACCCGUACUUAGAGAUUAGUGUGGGGGCCGGCACACCAACAACCGAUGAACCGAAAAACAGAACCCUCCUCCCCCUUUGCUGCGUACGCUCUUGCCGUUUUGUUGUACCACACACCUUGUUACUCGCGGGUCGCUCUCUGCAUCACUCUUUCCCCACAUGUGUCGAACUCGAUCGAACAUUUUGGCUUCUUAUAGUCUUUAUCUUUUUGUUAAAUGUUCUAAAAGGAAAUCAUUUUUUGGGCUUCCUUUAGAAGAAUUAAAUGGAAAAUAAGCCAAAACAGUCGUAGAGAGUAACUGCUUCAGAAAGCUUCCUUCCCGUACAUCCCCCCGCAUUGCAACUUUCCAACAAAUCUGCGAACCGUUUCUUUGCGGUGGCCCUGGACACACUAAGGACACACCAGUUUCCCCCAAAGAGACCUCCCCGGGGAACGGACAACAAACAACUCUCUGCCAAAGGAGCAUUUAUACAGAGAAAACAACUACUACCACUAAUAGAUCGGCUAAAGGACGCUAAACGGCUAGUGGAAAAGAAAAGCAAAAGCGGAGAAGAAAGUGAAAGGAACAAAAAGCACACAACAAGUUAGGAUAAGCAAAGUGUAUCAUUCGGGUAACGAAAUGAAUCAACGCAAACAAAAACAAACGAAAAAAACGGGAUACAAAAAUGGGGAAAUUUAAGCUGCUGCUUAUUUUUGCUACAACGUAUUUCAUUAAUCAAAACUUCCUGCAAAAAAAGUGUAAAAAUGGCUAAAACUCUAAAACAUAUAAAAAGAAGAAACCAAUCCUCUCGAACGCUACAGCGCUUUCUAAGACAAACUCUAUAUGAAAACGAUCUUUCGAAAACAAAAAGCAAACGUAUAACAGAAUAUAACGAUAGGCAUGUUGCGUUGCGAACCGUUUGAAUGCACCUGUGUUUGUGCCCGCGCAACAGGCUUUUGCUCGCGCAGCAAAUUCGUCUUUCUCGCACACUGUGUUUCAACAUUAGCUCUCUUUUUCUCACGCUUUCUUCUAAACCUUUUACCUCUCUACUGCUCUUUGUAACGUUUCUCUCGUGUUAAAAGAAUACAUUUUCUAUAAUAUAGUCAACAAAAAAAAAAGGUUAACAUUGUACAGUACAGGAUGAGGGUGAGGGACGACGCGCGUACAACUAUGUUCGGUUUAGUAUAGCAGCAUGUGUUUAGAAGGAAAACAGUGCCUAAUGGAUUAUGGGUUACAGCGAGGAUCUGAGCGUAUUAGUCAUUACAAUGUAAGAACAACCCGUGGGCGCCAGGGAAUGGUAGAAAGUGGUCCCGACAAAAAGUCCAGGUAUAAGUGGAAUUCAUAUUAAUUUAUAUCUAACACUAGGGGAAGCAGUACAGCGUAUCUGAAAUGGUAGGGCAGAGAUUGAAAUUUUCAAAUCGUUUCGUUCGACAAAACAGAAACCAUGCUAAAUACCUCUCUCUCGAAUCUGUAUACCGUGUGACCAAAAACCGUGAUUACAAUCAGCAAACAACAGUGCAGUGGAACCGAUUGAACGAUUUUUUGUUUGCAAACGAUAAAACGAAUCAAGGCUUUAAUUAAGUGCAUCAAAUGCAGCUAAAUCAAAAUGUUGACCGUUAGAUAGGUCCGUUUAGUUUGUCACGUUGUUAACACGCUUCCGCCGAUCCCGUCACAGAGCACAACAACACAGUUUCGUUUUUUGUAGAUGUUUCUGUUACUGCGAUGUUUUGUAUUGUGUACGAUUAUGUUGCUUUUAAUACGUUUACUAAUGACUAUUGUUAUGCCCGUUACGAAUCUGAUUUGUGAGAUGAUCACGUUGUGUUGAAAGGUAAUGAAACGUUAAUUUAACAAACAAACAAAACCCGAAUAAAGUCAGUUAAAGGUGAAAGUGUCAAUGAAUAAACGUUAAUAUUGUUUAAAAUGA